AUGGCACCCCAGGCACAGCAAUUCCAGAUGGAAGACUUAUUAAUACCCCUCAGAAAAAUUGCAAAGAAAAACAAGAGUAAGAACAAAAGGAAACAACUUCAAAGGAAGGAAGCAGCGAUGACCCGCCAGCCAUUCCGUGCCAGGGACACCUCAUCAGCCACUCCACGCCAGGCACGGUACGCCAGGCUCAGCACACCAAGCAGGACACGCCAGGCACGGCACGCCGGGCACGGCACGGCAGGCACAGCACGACAGGCACAACACACUAAGCAAACCAAGCCGGGCAAACCGUACCAGGCACAGCACACCAGGCGAACUAAGUCAGGCACCGCACGCCAGGCGCACCAUGCCAGACACGAUAUGCCAGGCACGGCACCGCAGGCACAACACGCCAGGCACGGCAUGCCAGGCACGGCACCGCAGGCACAACACGCCAGGCACGGCAUGCCAGGCACCGCACCGCAGGCACAACACGCCAGGCACGGCAUGCCAGGCACGGCACCGCAGGCACAACACGCCAGGCACGGCAUGCCAGGCACGGCACCGCAGGCACAACACGCCAGGCACGGCAUGCCAGGCACGGCACCGCAGGCACAACACGCCAGGCACGGCAUGCCAGGCACGGCACCGCAGGCACAACACGCCAGGCACAGCACCCAGGGCACAACACACCGGUCACACCAUGCCAGACUCGGCACACCAGGCUCAGCACACCAGGCAAACCAAGCCAGACACAGCACGACAGGAGUGCCACGCAAGGCACACCACGCCGGGCACAGCAUGCCAGGCAAACCGCACCAGCCACAGAACACCAGACACGCGACAGCGGGCAAACCACACCAGCCACAGUAUGGCAAGCACACCACCUCAGGCGCAGCGCAGCUGGCCCAGAACGCCAGACAAGGCAAGUCAGGCCCACGCAAAGUCUACACUUGUUUUAAGGUGGUAGCAAUCUGCUCUGCUUGGGAAAAGCCAUUCUGA
Molecule: messenger RNA, 981 nt
Organism: Arvicanthis niloticus (Nile rat)
Lineage: Eukaryota; Metazoa; Chordata; Mammalia; Rodentia; Muridae
Source: RefSeq, a predicted model, not a curated record